Miniopterus natalensis is the source of this 1649-nucleotide messenger RNA. RefSeq names its product protein interacting with cyclin A1 (gene PROCA1). Gene Ontology annotation, molecular function: A2-type glycerophospholipase activity. NCBI's taxonomy places the organism in Eukaryota, Metazoa, Chordata, Mammalia, Chiroptera, Miniopteridae. The record is from RefSeq and is a predicted model, not a curated record. Gene Ontology annotation, biological process: phospholipid metabolic process; arachidonate secretion.
AGAGUUGAGGGCUCGAAGGGGGCGAAGCUGAGAUUGGGGUUUACGGUUGGCUCGGCCAAGCUGAGGUUCAGGGUCGGACUUCUGAGUGGAAGAGGCUUGUGGAGAGGAAGAACCGAGCCGAGAGCGAUGUGGGUCAGGACGACAAUGAAGUUUGAAAGGUGGACUAAGAAAAAGACUGAGGACAAGGUCAACGUCUGGGAUGCGAGCAGCAGUGAUGUAAACAGGCUACCCAGCUGGGAAAGAGGACAUCUGCUGGCUGGUGUGGCGUCUAGCACUGAUGCAUCUACCUUGUCCUCUGAAGGUGAUUUCAAGGACACUGACAGGUGCUACUGGAAACACAAGCAGUGCACUGGUCAUAUCAUCCACCCCUUCGCGCCUGACUGUGGUCACCACAACCUGCACCUGCACUCGGUCAGCCACUGCGACUGUGAUUCUAGGGUGAAGGACUGCUCAGAGACGACAAAUAGCAGCAGCUCCCAAGAUGUAGGCCCAACCUGUUCCCGAGAUGUGAGCUCAACCUGUUUCAACAUCAUCCAGACCCCUUGCUUUGCGCUCAUCCCAGAGGAAGAGUGUGUGGAGCGGUUCUGGUAUGGCUGGUGCAAAAGCUACAGGCCUGUCUCUGUGGCAGUGAUCCACCAUCCCAUCCACCAUGAGUGUAGAGCAGAUGACCUAAAUGAAGAAGAGGAGGAGGAGGAGGAAGAAAGCAAGCCUCCCAUCCCAACCCAGGUGGGGCCUACCGCCACCACACCUACUGACACAGGCAUAGGAAUGGGCACCAUCACGGGCACCCCUGACUCCGCGGCUCCCAUUACCAUCUGGCGCUCUGAGAGUCCCACAGGGAAGUCCCAGGGCAGCAAGGUUAUCAAGAAGGUCAAGAAGAAAAAGGAAAAAGAGAAAGAUAAGGAGGAGGAGACAGACGAGAAGGCAAAGCUGAAGAAAAAAGUCAAGAAGGGCAAGUUGACUAAAAAGAAAAGCCCAGUUAAAUCGGCAUCUUCACCUCCAGACUUGACCAGAUCAAUAAGCCCAAGGGAGUUGCCCAGGAUGUCAGAGUCCAGCCCAGAUAGCCAGGAAGACCUGGAGAGUGAGGACAGUUUCAAUGACCCCAGGCGGGAAGAGCCUUCCAGCGAGGAUAUUGUGGAGUCUUCAUCGCCCAAAAAGAGAGAGAAGAACACCGUCCAGGCCAAGAAACCUGGGGCAAAGCCCUCUCCAAUCAAGAAGGUCAACAAGAGGAAAUCUCCCCCAGUAUCAAACCCCAAUCUCAGUUGAGGACAGGGUGAAGAAUAAAUGCCAUCAAGCCUGUAGCUGAUCCCCUGCUGUUCUCUCCCCCUCCAACUUGGCUACUUCUGGGGGAAGGGGGUGGGCUCUGGGCAUAGCUGGAGCAAAGGGGCUAGGGGGCUGCAGGGGUUUCUAAAGGGCAGUUCAUCUUUCAAGAGGAAGUCCAUGGGAAGGUAGGUGGGAGGGCAGGGGAGGGGCACUGUAACAGCUGGUUUCUCUGUAACAUCCUAGGCCCAGAGCAGAAGAGUACAUCUGGGUGGGGAGGGAAGGAGGCUUCUCAUCUACUGGGAGACUGGUCUGUGUUAAAUCCACUCUGAGACAGGCUAGACUGUCUGUAAUGACACCCCUAAUAAACAACCUUUUAACCUCUGCCA